This is a messenger RNA of Brassica rapa (field mustard), 943 nucleotides long. RefSeq names its product copper transporter 1. Gene Ontology annotation, cellular component: plasma membrane. The record is from RefSeq and is a predicted model, not a curated record. NCBI's taxonomy places the organism in Eukaryota, Viridiplantae, Streptophyta, Magnoliopsida, Brassicales, Brassicaceae. Gene Ontology annotation, biological process: copper ion transmembrane transport. Gene Ontology annotation, molecular function: copper ion transmembrane transporter activity.
UUUGUAUUUUUAAAAUAUUACCGUUUUUGUACGACAGAAAGUUUGACAAACCGAAAAACAAGUUGUACUAUACUACAAUAAUAUCACUACUCUUAUGUCCACACAAAUCCAAAAAAAAAAGAGAACUGAAAAGAUGAAUUUCAAUAAAUGUCAAUACCAACAAAAUAUCAAACAACUUUCUUCUUAACAAUUUUAUUCUCCUCCUCCCAACACACAAGAGACCCAAGAACAAAAAAAGCAUGGAUCAUGAUAACAUGCAUAACAUGCCUCCACCAUCAUCAUCCAUGAUGAACAACGGAUCCAUGAACGGAGGAGGAGGAGAUCAUCACAAGAUGAUGUUGAUGCACAUGACUUUCUUCUGGGGCAAGAACACGGAGGUUCUCUUCUCCGGUUGGCCAGGAACAAGCUCCGGCAUGUAUGCUCUCUGUAUCAUAUUUGUCUUUUUCCUCGCCGUCCUCACCGAAUGGCUUGCUCACUCCUCUCUCCUCCGUGGCACCAGCGGAGAUACGGCUAAUGCCGCCUCCGGACUCGUCCAAACCGCCGUGUACACCCUCCGUACCGGCCUCUCUUAUCUAGUCAUGCUAGCCGUUAUGUCAUUCAACGCCGGCGUGUUUAUCGCCGCCCUCGCCGGUCAUGCCAUCGGUUUCAUGUUGUUUGGAAGCCGAACUUUCCGGAAUCCCUCCGGUGACCGGGAAACGAAAGAUCUGCUUCCUGCCUCAGGUUGUGCUUGUUGAUUAUUAUAAAUGUAUUAUUUUAUUCACACUUGUGUUUCUAAUAAAUAUCUAGGAUUUGUACUUUUCUUGAUUGUGUUUUGGAUUGUUCUUGAGGUUCACGGGUGUUAGUGUGAGGAGGAGGAAUAUUUUCUAUUUGUUUUGAUUUAUGAUUUUUGUAUUUUCUGGUUAAUAUGAUUAAAUGGUGAAAGCUGAAGAUAUCAAUUUACUAA